ACUGCCAGAUGGUUGGAAAGCCUUUACAGUGCUUUAAGGUGUCUAAUGUCUGGGAGCUGGUUGGAAUUGACAUGAUGGGCCCUAUGCCAAAGACAGUGGAUGGCUUCGAAUACAUUUUAACGGCCACAGAUUACUACUCCAAGUGGGUAGAGGCUUUUCCUAUGAAGACCAAAACUGCUGCCGAGGUGGGACGUCAUCUUUGUUGCAUGAUAUACCGACACGGUUGCCCAAAAAGGAUACUUUCUAACCAGGGCAGAGAAUUUGUGAAUCAACUUAAUGACCAGAUGUGCAGUCUUCUAGACAUAAAAAAAAGCGUGACAGCGGCGUAUCAUCCGCAGACACACGGUGUGGAUAAGAGAACAAUUGACAAUAUUAAGAGAGGUCUAUCUAAAUUUGUCAAUGAAAAACAGAACAACUGGGACAAGUAUUUGGAACCUAUAUUAUUUUCGAUCCGAUCAAAGCCCCACAGCACAACCAAAGUUUCUCCGUUUCUUCUCAUGUAUGGGAGGGAGGCAGUUUUCCCAUGUGAAGUUCCUGUUGAACUGCCGCUGUCAAAUAUUGAAAUCGACACUGGUGUAUGCAAUGUACCACAAAGGCCCUCUGUGAUUCCAUUUGCCCCAAAGAAAAAGGAUAGCACUAUGGAGCUGAGCAUAGAAGACAGAGUGAAAGGGCUGUGGAGUGCUGAAGAUGACGGCUCGGUGGUAGCCGUUGUUGGACCCUACCAACUGUAUAUCUCGUCCUUUAAAACGCUGCAUGGGAAAGAAUGGCUGGUUGAUGAGGAACCUAUUCACCAGUUGGAUGCAGUCAUUUCAUUGGCAUUAUUUUCCGGAAUAUUCGAUAGACUUGAAAAGAUUGUCAUCAGGUCGAAGAAGGUUAUUGUUCUAAUUGACCCACUGGGAAGUGAAUCUGACUAUAUUUUGAAAGUACAACAAAACUGGAGUUUGUUCUUGAAGAGGUAUAUACCCGAGGAAGAAAGAGCACAAUGGAAUACCUGGGUGAUGCAUCACAGCAACCAGCAGGAUUUCAGCAGCUGCGGAGUUUUGAUCUUGAUGUUUGCAAAGGAGUUUCUAAAGACCCAAACCAUUGAUGCAGUGAAGACCUCUGCAGAAGAUGUAGCUAAUGCAAGACUGGAAAUAGCUUCUGCCCUGCUCCAGUAUAAAGGUGCAACAUAA
Bufo bufo (common toad) is the source of this 1172-nucleotide messenger RNA. RefSeq lists its product as uncharacterized. Lineage: Eukaryota; Metazoa; Chordata; Amphibia; Anura; Bufonidae. Gene Ontology annotation, molecular function: nucleic acid binding. Bases 9 to 1172 code for a protein of 387 amino acids. The transcript has 12 exons. Gene Ontology annotation, biological process: DNA integration. The record is from RefSeq and is a predicted model, not a curated record.